Bubalus bubalis (water buffalo) is the source of this 1241-nucleotide messenger RNA. It is a transcript of the gene MPZL2, whose product is annotated as myelin protein zero like 2. The coding region runs from base 117 to 764 and encodes 215 amino acids. The transcript is spliced from 6 exons. Gene Ontology annotation, biological process: cell-cell adhesion. Gene Ontology annotation, cellular component: membrane. NCBI's taxonomy places the organism in Eukaryota, Metazoa, Chordata, Mammalia, Artiodactyla, Bovidae. The record is from RefSeq and is a predicted model, not a curated record.
ACUCCUUUCUCCGGAAAAACGCCGAGGCGCUCUCUCCGCCAGGAGUGGCCUUGGCAGGGUGCUGGCACUCUUGGUCUGCCCGGUCUGGUCUCUGGGGCCAGGGCUGGGUUUCCCUCAUGUAUGGCAAGAGCCCUACGCGUGCUGUGCUUUUUCUCCUUGGCUUACAGCUCACAGCUCUUUGGCCAAUAGCAGCUGUGGAAAUUUACACUCCCCGCGUGCUGGAGGCUGUCAAUGGGACAGAUGUUCGGUUAAAAUGCACUUUCUCCAGCUUUGCCCCAGUGGGUGAUGCUCUCACAGUGACCUGGAAUUUCCGUCCUCGAGAUGGGGGCCCUGAGCAGUUUGUUUUCUACUACCAUGUGGAUCCCUUCAAGCCCAUGAGUGGGCGCUUCAAGGACCGAGUGGCCUGGGAUGGGAACCCCGAGCGGUAUGACGUCUCCAUCCUCCUCUGGAAGCUGCAGUUUGAUGACAACGGGACAUACACCUGUCAGGUGAAGAACCCGCCUGACGUUGAUGGCCUGGUCGGGGAGAUCCAGCUCAGUGUCGUGCAGACUGUACGCUUCUCUGAGAUCCACUUCCUGGCUCUGGCCAUUGGCUCCGCUUGUGCACUGAUGGUCAUAAUAGUAAUUGUGGUGGUCCUCUUCCAGCAUUUCCGGAAAAAGCGACGGGCUGAAAGAGCGCAUAGAGUGGUGGAGAUAAAACCAAAAGAAGAAGAAAAGCUCAACCAGGAAAAAAAGGCUUCUGUUUCUUUAGAAUACACAGACUAACAUUCUUACAUGGAAGCUGAAGAUUUACCAGAACAAGAACCCUAAGAUAAGCUGGAGUUAAUGGAAGCUUUUCUUUGGCUUUUUCAGUUGUGACCUGCCUUCCAACCAGCGCUGCAGUAUAUAACCACCUAGACCAGCAACGUUCCUCUGGAGCCAGCAUAGGGCCCUUCUUGAGCAAAUACCACCAGACUCACAAACAGCUCUGUUACUAAGGUUUUAUUUAAUUUCAGAGUGCAAAUAUUUUUCAAAUGCUCACUAGGUUUUAUAUACUAAGAAGCUAUAUUUUUGCCCUUAAACACUCCUUGUGGAUUAUGAUUUAUAUUCACAUAUACUGGCCUCAAAUGAGAUAAAAACCAAACUGUCUGUUAUGUUUACUUUGAUAUAUUAAUUUCUUUAGAGCAGCGUUUUAGCUACUAAAGUUAACGUUUAUUCUUUCCUUCUCACAUGCUCGAUUAAAAGGUGAGCUAAUUCUUUCAA